Molecule: messenger RNA, 1636 nt
Organism: Xylona heveae TC161
Lineage: Eukaryota; Fungi; Ascomycota; Xylonomycetes; Xylonales; Xylonaceae
Product: amine oxidase B
Exons: 2
Coding region: 263-1636 (457 amino acids)
Molecular function (GO): oxidoreductase activity
Source: RefSeq, a predicted model, not a curated record
GCCCACUUUCUUCGGAGUUGGGUUAGAAUUUGACCAUCAUUCCUGAGUUCGGUGUCCUUUUUUUUUUUACCCUCCCCGCUUCUGCGUACACACGGACAAAUCCCAAUUAACUCAAUUGCACACGCGUGUAUCAAUUGAUCGAGCGUGACUGCGGAUUUUUCCCCGCAGAAAAAACUUACGAAAGGGAAAAAAGGUCCGCCUAAGGAAAACCAAAAAGGAAAAUAGAGUAAGGCAAGACCGAAAAAAAAAGAAGCAUAUCAAAAUGUACGACGUUCUCGUGAUCGGAGCUGGAUUGAGUGGUCUCCAGGCAGCGCUCACGGCGCAGCAGGCAGGUCUGUCUGUUGUGGUGGUCGAGGCGCGGGACAGAGUGGGCGGCAAGACGUGGAGUGUGCCACUGGCGUCGGGACGAGGAUGUGUGGAACUGGGAGCAGCAUGGACCAACGACACGAACCAGCGGCGCAUAUGGGCGUACGUGCAAAAGUUUGGACUGAAAAUGUUCCAGCAGCCCAUUGGCGGGGACUGCGUCAUGUAUGAGAAUAGCACGACAAAGCACAAGUUUCCAUUCGGUACUACGCCGAAGUUUUCUACGGAAGAAACAAAGGACCUUGAGCGUCUCCGGGACGCGAUUGCCGCCAAGACCCUGACCGCGUCCGGCGAUCCCGAGGACGAUAAGAUCACCUUGGAGGAAUUCGGCAAGAAGCUCGGCGCGACCCAGAAGACUCUCGAUAUGAUCAAUCUCUGGGCACGAGUCAUGCUUGGUGUUGAGCACUCUGAACUCUCGGCGGAAUACUUUUUCGACUAUUGCCGUCGUGGAGGCGGCUUCUACCAGAUGCGGUCGGACGCCAAGGACGGUGCGCAGUAUCUUCGGUUCCAGGACGGUUCGCAGUCUGUUUCCAAGGGCAUCGCAAGCCUGAUUGGGCACGCAAACAUUCAGCUCUCGACGCCAGUGGCGUCUGUGGAGGACCGUGGCUCAUAUGUCAUCACCACCUCGACAGAUGGCAAGCGGUUCAGGUCGAAGAAGGUGGUCCUUUCGGUCCCCAGCACAUUGUACAAGGACAUUACCUUCUCCCCGGCCCUGCCUGGACCAAAGCGCAGAGUCACCGAUACCACGAUCCUGGGAGACUAUAGCAAGACGAUUGUCUGCUACGACAGGCCGUGGUGGCGAGACCUGGGCUUCAACGGAAUGUGCUUGUCCUAUGAGGGCCCCAUUAUUGUCGGUCGCGACACUAGUGUUGAUGACAAGGGCCAGUAUUCAUUCACCUUCUUUUGCAAUGGUGGCCCAAGCCGCGAGUGGACAAAGUUGCCACCUCACGAGCGCCGCGCCAAAGUCCUGCAACACUUGGCGGCAAUGUUCGACAACCACCCGGAAGUCUACAAGCCGAUUGAAGUAUUCGAGCAGGAGUGGCAAAAGGAACAAUACAGCAAGGGCGCGGUUUGCCCCGUCACUGAGGUCGGGCUGCUGUCUGAGCUCAAUGCCGAGUACAGAGCACCUGCGGGCAACCUGCACUUUGUUGGUACUGAAUAUGCCGCUGAGUGGAAGGGAUACAUGGAAGGUGCCGUAUGCUCGGGCGAAGAUGGCGGAAAGGAAGUCGUUGAAGCUCUAAGAGCAGACAAGAAGCUGCAAGCGAGACUGUGA